This is a messenger RNA of Coccinella septempunctata (seven-spotted ladybird), 1473 nucleotides long. It is a transcript of the gene fsd, whose product is annotated as transmembrane protein 183. Gene Ontology annotation, biological process: regulation of protein stability. The record is from RefSeq and is a predicted model, not a curated record. Gene Ontology annotation, molecular function: protein binding. The transcript has 2 exons. Gene Ontology annotation, cellular component: SCF ubiquitin ligase complex. Bases 161 to 1165 code for a protein of 334 amino acids. Lineage: Eukaryota; Metazoa; Arthropoda; Insecta; Coleoptera; Coccinellidae.
GAUAAAGAUAGAGAUAGAGAUGUUGGGACUUGGGAGGCAGAGGUAAAUAUUUGGAAUGGUUUCAUAUUUGAAGAUAUGUGUUUGUCAUUUUCUAGCUUGUCUGUAGAUCAAUUCAGAACAAACUUCUUAUGAAACAGUAUUGAAUUGUGAUUAUUUCCCAAUGGCAAAACAAGUUAAGGUUGGCAAAAAAAUCAAAGGAUCUAAAGAUGUCACAAUUUAUGAUUUCGCCAAUUCACCACAAACAACUAAUCGACCUAAGAAAUCUGAAGUCAGCAUAACAAACGUGGUCAAAAACGAAUUAGAAAUAAAGGAACACUGGUAUAGCGAUGAUGAAGAUGAGGAAACUGAUAAAAAAUCUCCACAAUGCAAGAAAAAGGGGAAACCUAAAAACGAGAAGAAAGAUGAGGAGACUGGUGUGAAUUACCCAGUCGAUAUAUGGUUUUUGAUAUCCAAUCAUAUAAGACCAGAAGAUGUUGGGAGAUUUGCAGCAAUAUGUAAAGCUUCCUAUGCUGUUGUACAAAGUGCGCUGUUCUGGAAAUGCCUCUACAAGAGAUAUUAUAAUAAGGAAUGCUUAACACUAGAUUUCCAACCAGAAUGUGUAUUGAGGCAUUAUGGUCUUAGAACAGCUGUAAUAAGAGCAUUGUAUCUUAUGUAUCCGCCUCUUGUCAAAAGAACAAGACAAGCCCUUUUAGGAAUAACGCAUCCAGAUGUUUUGUUAGGAAUGACCUGUGUAGGAGUAAUGUCGAAAACUGAGGGCAAAAAUGGGAUUCAAUUCUUAUGCUAUUACUUUAAAUUCAAGAGGAACACUGCGAUAUCAUUUGAAACUAACAAAACAAAGGAAGAGUCUCUUAUUGAUUUGCUGAAUGACAUCAAUGCAAAUCCAGAGGAAGAUCACUGUAUACUUCUUGCAAUAUCAAAUGAACAAAUCUGCUUUCCGCCUAUCCUUGGUCAAACUUUGAAACAUGUUUCAGUUUCACUAUCUAAAGGAUUCUGUAAUAACCGGUUGCAACUUGUUUUUGGAAAUGCGCUCGAUAAUUUUACAACAAGAGGUAAUCUUAUGAAUGGAAAUACUAUUGUAUUAGAUCCUGUAUCAAAUAUUUCAAUUCUCAAUUGGUGGCACCCAAUGUAUAUUAAAAGUAAUAAUAUACCAAGUCUUGACGAGUAAUGACUUAAUUUUACAAAUUUCUUAUAUUUUGUUAGUAUUCUUUCAGCACUAGAGUAUUAUUUUUAUAUUAAAUGAUAUGUAAAAAAUUAAAUUUCAAGGAUACUGAUAAAAAUAGUCCCCCUCCAAAUUUUCCACUAUGAAGAAAUGGAUGCAAAAAGAAUAGAAGCACUACUGGACAGAAAUGAUGCAUUGUUUUUUCAUUUUCAAGACUUUUGAAAUCUUUUACUUUUCAUAUGUUGUUAAAUUCAAUGUUGAACUGAAAAAUAUGGUACAAUAGAACAUUCAAUAAAAGUAUAAAAACCUGUAAA